Molecule: messenger RNA, 459 nt
Organism: Erigeron canadensis
Lineage: Eukaryota; Viridiplantae; Streptophyta; Magnoliopsida; Asterales; Asteraceae
Product: LOB domain-containing protein 24-like
Exons: 2
Coding region: 1-459 (152 amino acids)
Source: RefSeq, a predicted model, not a curated record
AUGACUAAAGCAACUCGAUGUGCGGCUUGCAAGUAUUUCAGACGUCGUUGUCCUCGCGAUUGCAUUUUUGCUCCUUACUUUCCUAACAAUAACCCUCAAAGAUUUGCUUUUGUACAUAAAAUUUAUGGUGCUAGCAACAUUGGCAAGAUGCUCGAGGAAACACCGGUGAAACUACGUGCGGAUACAAUGGAUGCAUUGUAUUGUGAGGCAAAAUGUAGAAUUGAAGACCCGGUGUACGGAUGUGUUGGAAUAAUCUCUUCAUUGUAUACACAAAUUCAAUUAGCACAAAGCCAACUAGCAAAAGCUCAAGCCGAAAUUGCUUUCCUUGAAGCUAAUAAUGUUUCAUCAGUUGCCGAACUAAAACCAAUUACAUCGGUUCAUCAGCCUUUGGUUCAACAAGUUGGUUUUGAUUACGGUCUUGAUGUCGUCGACCCCUUUGAUAAUUGGUUCUACUACUAG